Aureobasidium subglaciale EXF-2481 is the source of this 709-nucleotide messenger RNA. RefSeq lists its product as uncharacterized. The record is from RefSeq and is a predicted model, not a curated record. Gene Ontology annotation, molecular function: protein heterodimerization activity; DNA binding; structural constituent of chromatin. Gene Ontology annotation, biological process: nucleosome assembly. Bases 66 to 488 code for a protein of 140 amino acids. The transcript is spliced from 3 exons. Lineage: Eukaryota; Fungi; Ascomycota; Dothideomycetes; Dothideales; Saccotheciaceae. Gene Ontology annotation, cellular component: nucleosome.
CCCCAAACAACUCACUCAACUCCACCACUCAAGUCAAUCGACUUUUCAAAUCCACAUCACUCGAAAUGGCACCCAAGGCAGCUCAGAAGACUCCCACCACUGGCGGCAAGGCCCCUGCCGCUGGCAAGGCUCCCGCUGAGAAGAAGGAGGCUGGCAAGAAGACCGCCGCCCCCUCCGGUGACAAGAAGAAGCGCACCAAGACCAGAAAGGAGACCUACUCCUCCUACAUCUACAAGGUCCUCAAGCAGGUCCACCCCGACACUGGUAUCUCCAACCGUGCCAUGUCCAUCCUGAACUCCUUCGUCAACGACAUCUUCGAGCGUGUCGCUACCGAGGCUUCCAAGCUUGCUGCCUACAACAAGAAGUCCACCAUCUCUUCGCGUGAGAUCCAGACCUCUGUCCGUCUCAUUCUCCCCGGUGAACUUGCCAAGCACGCCGUCUCAGAAGGCACCAAGGCCGUCACCAAGUACUCCUCUUCCACCAAGUAGAGAGUUGCUUUUGACAUGAUGGCUUCCUUUUCUCUGUGAUACCACCACCUCAAGUUUUCCAGCAUAUGAUUUGCUUUGAAGACUGGGCUUUGGGCAACGGGGUGGUUUCCAAUUGGGACGGUGUUUAGCGGGGUUCUUACUUCUUCUUUCUGAUAAUGCGGUCAUGGGAAUGGGGUAUAAGUUUAUUGCGCAGUGUGUUUUUUCUAUUUUCAUUUUCAGAC